Molecule: messenger RNA, 1425 nt
Organism: Penicillium waksmanii
Lineage: Eukaryota; Fungi; Ascomycota; Eurotiomycetes; Eurotiales; Aspergillaceae
Product: FAD-binding oxidoreductase
Exons: 2
Coding region: 1-1425 (474 amino acids)
Molecular function (GO): FAD binding; oxidoreductase activity
Source: RefSeq, a predicted model, not a curated record
AUGGGUAACUCCCAGAGCAUCGCCGGUCACGGCUGUUUCCUUGCAGCUGUCGGCAAUGAUGCCCGCAGAGUCACCUUUCGAGGUUCACUUCCACUGCCCCCAGUCUAUAAUCUGGACAUCCCAGUAACUCCAGCUGCGAUUACAUAUCCGAAGAGCACCGAUGAAGUUGCGGACAUUGUACGAUGCGCCGUGCAGCACGACUACAAAGUCCAAGCUCGCAGUGGCGGCCACAGCUACGCUAACCAUGGGCUUGGUGGCGUAGAUGGUGCUAUCGUCGUUGAUAUGCAGCACUUUCAGCAUUUCUCGAUGCACCCGCAUACCCACAUCGCGACCAUUGGCACGGGGACUCUCCUUGGAGACUUGACAACCCGUCUGCAUGAUGCUGGUGGACGUGCUAUCGCCCAUGGCACUUGUCCGCAGGUUGGCACUGGCGGCCAUCUAACAAUUGGUGGUCUUGGUCCUAAGUCCCGAGAAUGGGGCAUGGCCAUGGAUCAUGUCGAAGAAGCAACCGUUGUAUUGGCCAACUCUUCCGUCGUCCAAACCUCCAAGGACGAGAACCAAGAUCUGUUCUUUGCUAUCAGGGGUGCUGCAGCGAGCUUUGGCAUCGUCACUGAAUUCAAACUUCACACUCAUCCCGCACCGACCGAGGCCUACCAAUAUUCGUUCACUUGGAGUAUAGGAGAUUCGCAGGCCAAGGCUGCGGUCUUCAAACAGUGGCAGAAACUUAUCUCGAGCGAAACUUUGACUCGGAAGUUUUCUUCGGAGCUCCUAAUCUCAGAAGCUGGGAUUAUUGUCUCUGGUACCUAUUUCGGAUCCCGAGAGGAAUUUGAGUUAUUCAAGUUUGAGAACCAUUUCCCGGGAAGUACUUCCGCUUUUGAAUUGACCUUGAGUAACUGGCUAGGCAUGGUUGGGAGUCAAGUUGAAGAACUCAUUGAGCGCGUGGUUGGUGGUAUUCCCGCUCACUUUUACUCCAAGUCUAUGCCUUUCACCAACGAGACAAUCAUUCCGGACCAUGGUGUCGAUGCUUUGUUCGAGUACAUUGACAAGACGAACAAGGGUACUCUUGCAUGGUUUGUUAUAUUUGAUCUGGAGGGUGGCGCGACCAACGAUAUUCCCACUGGUGCUACUGCGUAUGCUCACCGGGAUGCAUUCAUGUGGAUGCAAUCCUACGCGAUAAGCAUUAUUGGUCCAGUUUCACAAGAGACAAAGAACUUUCUUCAGGGUAUGAAUAAUGUUAUUCUUGUCUCAGAGGCUCCCACCGCACGCUUUGGGGCAUAUCCCGGCUACGUGGAUCCGUACAUGGAGAAUGCUCAGCUCGCUUACUGGGGAAGCAAUCUCCCUCGACUGGAGACUAUCAAGGCGGAAGUUGAUCCCAAUGAUGUUUUCCACAACCCACAAAGUGUUCGGGUCGGACCCAAGCACUGA